This is a messenger RNA of Lentinula edodes (shiitake mushroom), 612 nucleotides long. RefSeq lists its product as uncharacterized. Bases 1 to 612 code for a protein of 203 amino acids. The transcript is spliced from 4 exons. The record is from RefSeq and is a predicted model, not a curated record. Lineage: Eukaryota; Fungi; Basidiomycota; Agaricomycetes; Agaricales; Omphalotaceae.
AUGCACGGUGGUGCAGUGGCCUACAAUCGCAUGUAUAGUCAGAGAGAUAAUAUAAUGAUGGUAGACACCAUAUAUCGGGUGGCUGAUGUCGUAGCACAAAGACGAUCGCGCUUUGAUGACAUUGAUUCAAUCUUUGCUAUGACCUCUGCCGAUGGUCGAUGGUACUACCUGAAUGAUCAGUUUGGCUAUUGGCCAACCUCUCUUUUUGAAGCACAAACGAAGGCCCCUUGGCCUGCACCUCGUCCAGUCAAUCCAGAUGCAAUCGUCCAGCAUUCUCGUGUGAUCGCUGGCGCCGUGUGGCCACCCUCGCACCACUUGCCCUCCCUCGAUUUGACGCCCGAACCUAGGCUAGAUUACCCGCCCUACGAGUCGAUAGCUGGCCCCAGCCGAGUAGUUACGAUGGAUACAAACGAAAUGGUGUCCGAUACUAGCUCUGUUUCGAGUUCUGCUGAUUCACCAGUCAGCCCAAUUUCGUCUACAGAUUCUUUGGACACCGCCGAUAACUUUGAGGAAGGGUCACAAACGAAUCCGAUCCACGUUGACGACGGCAGUGGCGAGGACAAAAACUUGAUCGAAGACGAGGAAUCACUUGGAACUGGGGUAUCUGAAUGA